UCUUGUUACACCUCCCAGUGUGUGUAUGUGUGUGCUUCUUUGCCGCCUUUCCCCGAUCUUCGGCGACAAACACCAGCUUCAGUGAUUUCGCGCAAAAUGAAGAAUUAAACUAACCAUCUCGUCCCUGUGAAGCCAACGAUGUCCUAAAAGGGCGAAACCAAAGUGAAAAAUGACAAACGUGUCCUCUGCCUCCGUCCCCGCUCGUCUCACUCUCCUCGCCCUCCUCUCCGCCACCACCUUCUACUGCUUCUACAAGUCUCGCCGCCUCAAACUCUCCUCAAUCUCAAACCCUAACCCUAACCCUAACCCUAAUCUCACUCCACGCAGAGCCAAACUCUUCUUCGUGUCGCAGACCGGUACUUCCAAAGCCCUAGCUCGGCGUCUCUUCGAUCUUCUCACCUCCAACGGUCUCGCAUUCGACCUCGUCGAUCCAAAGGACUACGAGCCCGAAGACCUCCAUUUGGAAACCCUAGUAUUGAUCGUCGCUUCCACCUGGGAAGACGGUAAGCCUCCUCCGAAUGGUGGAUUCUUUGGGAAUUGGUUGGAGGAGAGUGCCGAUGACUUCAGAGUCGGAUCGCUGCUGCUUAGCAAGUGUAAAUUUGCUGUCUUUGGGGUUGGAAGCCGGUCCUACGGAGCGGCGUUUAAUGCCGUGGCGAGGGGUUUUUCGAAGCGGAUGAGAGCGCUUGGGGCGGCGGAGGUUUUGCCUGUUUGUGAGGGUGAUGUUGACGAAGGUGGUUUGGAUGAGGUGUUUGAUGUUUGGAGUGGGAAGUUGAUUGGAGUUUUGAAAGGUGGUUGUUCGGAAAAUGGGGGUAUUAUUGCUUCUGGGGUUGUUAAUGACAGUGACUCGGAGAUAAUUGAUGGGUCGGAUGAUGAUGAUGAGGAGGAAGAGAAUGCCUUGGAAUCGAGUAUUGUUGAUCUUGAGGACAUUGCAGGGAAAGGUCCUUCAAGGAAAGCAACAACAAUUGUUGAAUCUAAUGGGAAGCUGGUGAAUGGCGAAAAAGAAAUGGUGACUCCAGUAAUUAGAACGAGCUUAGAAAAACAGGGAUAUAAAAUUAUUGGUUCACAUAGCGGUGUUAAACUUUGUAGAUGGACCAAGUCACAACUCAGAGGGCGUGGAGGCUGCUACAAGCACUCGUUUUAUGGAAUAGAGAGUCAUAGGUGCAUGGAGACAACUCCAAGUUUGGCAUGUGCCAACAAAUGCGUUUUCUGUUGGAGGCAUCACACAAAUCCUGUAGGAAAGAGCUGGCGAUGGAAGAUGGAUGAUCCUUUAGAUAUUGUGAACUCUGCCAUAGACCUGCACACAAAAAUGAUAAGGCAAAUGAAAGGAGUUCCUGGUGUUAAACAGGAGCGCUUAUCGGAAGGUCUUUCCCCUAGGCAUUGUGCCUUAUCACUUGUUGGUGAACCUAUCAUGUAUCCAGAGAUUAACUCACUUGUAGAUGAACUGCACCGGAGGCGUAUUUCUACUUUUCUGGUCACCAAUGCACAGUUCCCUGAAAAGAUUAAGAUGCUGAAACCUAUCACCCAGUUAUACGUUAGUGUAGAUGCUGCAACAAAGGACAGCUUGAAGGCAAUUGAUAGGCCACUGUUUGGGGAUUUCUGGGAGCGAUUUAUUGAUUCCUUGACAGCUCUCCGAGAGAAGCAGCAGCGAACUGUGUAUCGCUUGACACUGGUUAAAGGGUGGAAUACAGAGGACAUAGAUGCCUAUUUUAGCCUAUUUGACAUCGGAACACCUGAUUUUGUUGAAAUUAAAGGCGUCACCUAUUGUGGAACGUCUGCUACAUCAAAGUUGACCAUGGAGAAUGUGCCAUGGCAUGCUGACGUGAAAGCUUUUUCAGAGGCCUUAGCUCAAAAAAGCAAAGGGGAAUAUGAGGUUGCUUGUGAGCAUGUCCACUCAUGUUGUGUCCUCUUGGCAAGGGUUGAAAAGUUUAAGGUCAAUGGCCAAUGGUUCACAUGGAUAGAUUAUGAAAAGUUUCAUGACUUGGUGGCUUCUGGAAGACCUUUUAAUAGCAAUGAUUACAUGGCUGCCACCCCAUCUUGGGCUGUCUAUGGAGCAGAGGAAGGUGGGUUUGAUCCUGGUCAAUCUCGAUAUAGAAAGGAGCGGCAUCACAAAACUCAAUGACCGAUCAGGUGUGUGCUGAAUUUCGACUACCUAAGUAGAGAAACUGCAAGAGUGUUGAAGUAACUGUGUUGAGUCGCUAGAAUUGCCUUCAUUUUUUGUUACCUGAGAUUAGGUGUUACUGUAAUUUAGUUCCUCGAGGAAAAGUUUUGCAUUACAUGACAAUAGAAGGUUGCAAAUCGUCGUCAAUGUAAUACUUCGUGCAUGUAAUUUUGUCAUUAUUUAAAAAUUGUAAUGCUUUGGUUUUGGGGGGUUAUAAAUACAUCAUUUCGCCCUUCCAUAGAGUGUUCUAGUGCAUCGUGACUCAAUUGCCCUUCCUUUCAAGAAAAUAAUGGGAUUCCUCAGCCUGAAAUGCUUCUUGGGAUUCCUUACCUACUGACCUUGGCUAUAUUUGAAGCUGCUAGCCUAAAGUACUGAUGGCGUUCAAUAAUCUCAAUUAAGCUUUCUUCUUUGUUCAUUUAGAUUUAUGGAAUAGGUUAUAUAUUACUUUUGUAUCAUAUUUAGAAGUUUUUAUUUAAAUUUUUAUCUUCUCAGUUUCCAUUUGAUGUUAAA
This is a messenger RNA of Cornus florida, 2668 nucleotides long. Its product is annotated as S-adenosyl-L-methionine-dependent tRNA 4-demethylwyosine synthase. Gene Ontology annotation, biological process: wybutosine biosynthetic process. The record is from RefSeq and is a predicted model, not a curated record. The transcript has 8 exons. The coding region runs from base 170 to 2119 and encodes 649 amino acids. Gene Ontology annotation, molecular function: 4 iron, 4 sulfur cluster binding; FMN binding; catalytic activity. NCBI's taxonomy places the organism in Eukaryota, Viridiplantae, Streptophyta, Magnoliopsida, Cornales, Cornaceae.